This is a messenger RNA of Nematostella vectensis (starlet sea anemone), 1874 nucleotides long. RefSeq names its product arylsulfatase D. NCBI's taxonomy places the organism in Eukaryota, Metazoa, Cnidaria, Anthozoa, Actiniaria, Edwardsiidae. The transcript has 3 exons. The record is from RefSeq and is a predicted model, not a curated record. Gene Ontology annotation, molecular function: arylsulfatase activity. Bases 64 to 1794 code for a protein of 576 amino acids.
CCAGCUAUGAAGUAUCAUUCUUUCUGGAGAAGAUAAAAUAGUACAGAGAAUCGAGAAUCAUCAAUGUAUUCGGCGGUAAAAAUUCAAAUUGCUGGCUUGAUGCUUAUUCUACUGGCAGUUCUUGUUCUACCAUGUAGCGCUAAACAGAGACCUAAUAUAGUAAUCUUGCUAGUGGACGACCUCGGUAUUGCAGACAUCGGUUGUUUCGGUAAUGACACGAUUCGUACUCCUCAUAUAGACAAGCUUGCGCGCGAGGGAGCAGCUCUGAGACACAAUCUGUCCCCUGCGCCAAUUUGCACACCAAGUCGGGCUGCUUUCAUGACUGGACGAUAUGCAGUGCGACUAGGGAUGGCCGCAAAACCAGAGGAAUGUGAAGUGUUUGUGCAUAACGCUGCAAGCGGAGGACUUCCACAAAACGAGACCACCUUUGCAGAACUGUUGUCUGGAAAUGGCUACAUGACAGGUUUAGUUGGCAAAUGGCAUCUUGGACUGAACCUUGCAUCAUCCUCCGACUUUCAUUUCCAUCCAUUGAAGCAUGGGUUUAAUCACUUUUAUGGCAUUCCUCUCACUAACUUUUAUGGUUGUGAACCACAAGGAGUUGACUAUAUCUUACCUAACCUGAAACCGCUUACAUUAACUGCAUUGAUUGUGCUAGGGGCCGCAAGUUUACUGAAAAGACAUAUAUACAUUAAGAUCCACCUUUCCCUCUUGCUUCUAAUUGUAUUAUUUUAUGCUUUUUUGUUACUUAUUGACCUUUCAGGGAUUGUGACUAAUUGUACCUGUCUCCUGAUGAGAGGCUUUGAUGUUGUUGAACAGCCAGUUGUUUUAGAAAAUUUAACAACAAGGCUUACUGAUGAUGCUAUCAAAUUCAUGAGAAAAAGCCAUCCAAAGCCUUUCUUGCUCCUGAUGUCUUAUGUCAAAGUACACACACCUCUUUUUACAUCCAAACCAUUUCAAGGUCACAGUAAGCAUGGUAGUUAUGGUGAUAAUGUCGAAGAGCUUGAUUGGAGUGUUGGACAAAUUAUGAAGGAACUUGAUGACCUAGGUCUGAGAAAUGAGACGUUUGUCUACUUUACUUCAGACCAUGGUCCACAUCUCCACCAGUUUAACCAAAAAGGGAAAAAUAUUGGAGGCUGGAAAGGGAACUUUAGAGGAGGUAAAGGUAAUAAUUGGGAAGGUGGAAUCAGAGUCCCUACACUGGUUAGAUGGCCAUCACACAUUGAAUCAGGGAUCAACAUUACUGAGCCAACAAACAAUUUUGACAUUUUUUCAACCAUUGCUGACAUGACAGGUAUACCAGAACCAGCAGAUCGAAUCAUAGAUGGAAAAAGCUUAUUGCCUUUACUAACUAAACAAGAGGAGUACUCCGCCCAUGAGUUCAUGUACCAUUACUGUGGGAAAGAUAUUCAUGCUGUGCGGUAUAGACCAAAAAGAGGCAAGUCUAUAUGGAAAGCAGUCUUCAAAACCCCAAACCCUGCAUUCUUUGAUGUGUUAGAUGAAUACAAGCUUUAUGGAUGCUAUGGUGAUAAGCUUAUCACACACAAGCCGACAUUGUUAUUUGAUCUUACAGCUGACCCUUCAGAGUCUAAUCCUUUUGUCCCUACUAAACCCCACUACAAUGAGAUUAUGAAGCACAUAAAUAAAGCUAUCAAACACCAUCAAGAUACUAUUGCCCAAGUGCCAAACCAGUUAAGCAAAAAUAUCUGGUACCCCUGGCUUCAAGUGUGUUGUAAUUUUCCCUUGUGCUCAUGUGUAGAGAACAAUACAGAAUUUGUGUACCCAAAGCUGACAUGAUAUUUAUGUUACAUAGUCAAGAAUGAUGUGGAGCAUACAUUUGUGUUAGGGAUCAAUUAUUAAAUCAUCAAACAAUUUAA